This is a messenger RNA of Hippoglossus stenolepis (Pacific halibut), 4020 nucleotides long. RefSeq names its product dual-specificity tyrosine-(Y)-phosphorylation regulated kinase 4 (gene dyrk4). Bases 502 to 2361 code for a protein of 619 amino acids. The transcript has 14 exons. Gene Ontology annotation, molecular function: protein serine/threonine/tyrosine kinase activity; ATP binding; protein serine/threonine kinase activity. Gene Ontology annotation, biological process: peptidyl-serine phosphorylation; peptidyl-threonine phosphorylation. NCBI's taxonomy places the organism in Eukaryota, Metazoa, Chordata, Actinopteri, Pleuronectiformes, Pleuronectidae. Gene Ontology annotation, cellular component: nucleus. The record is from RefSeq and is a predicted model, not a curated record.
GAUUUUCUCUGCCGUUCAUUGGAGACGUCAUCCGAGGGAUCUGAGGACAAGUAGUUUGUGUGACCCCAGAGCUACCUCUAAUGCAUCAUCCAUCAUCGCUCACUCAGGACUGGCUGCCUGAGUGCGUCGCCUCCAUCCUCACGUUCUCAGACCUGGCAGGGCAGAGUCUGGGGCAUCUGGGUCAACACCCGCAUUCACUUGAUAGGGGCCGGAGCCCACAGUGUUGUAAGCAUAGUUAACAUGGAAACCGGCGACACACUCAUUUUGAUGAUGGAGAUAAAACUCUCACAUACACACACACGUGUACCUGAGCAAAUUUUCUAUGCCGCACCUGCUUAAGCUUUCUCACAAGUGGGCCAGUUAUUUUGGUUAGUCAGUUCAUCCUAUCAGCUUCAUUGAAACAACAACAGCGGCGCUCUGUGGGGAGAGCGGAGCCCGACAUCGGGGCCCUGGACUGGGGCUUGUUCCAGAGACGGGAGGCAGCAGAUCACAAGUGAAAGAAUGAUUAAUGAGACGUCACGACCGGAGGCUUUCCCUCACCCCCACAGACUCCCAGCAGAGGGAAACCGGCUCGGAACAAACCGACCCUGCUCACAGAAGUUUGGCCCGGGUGUAGCGACGUUGCCCCAGCUCGAGCCACCGGUGGUCCAGGUGGUGGUGAGCAAUGCCAAAAACCAGCACCAGCAGUCGGACAACAUCCUGCCCCAAAUCGCCAACAAGGGGGGUCAGAACAACUUCCAGAUGCACACGGACGAGAGGCCGAAGCCCGCCCAGCAGUUCAGCAUGCGGUUCGGUGGAGGGACGGAUAAAGUGUCCGUUGCUCGCAACAGCAAGAUGUUCAGCAACAAGCUGGAGAAAGAGAAGGCAUUUGAGGGACAGAGAUUACCCAUGUCACCCAUAGAGGCACUGAAGAACUUCCAGGAGCGGCUGACGGGGUUUGAGCAGGAGGAAAUCGUAGACUACAGCGAGCUCUGGUUCCUGGGUCUGGGCUCUCAGAAGAUCGAGGGUUCCCAAGGAGCGCCGCAAAACUCCGGAUAUGACGACGAGCACGGAAGCUACAUCAGGGUGCUGCACGACCACAUCGCCUACAGGUUCGAGGUGCUCGAAGUGAUUGGGAAAGGCUCCUUCGGGCAGGUCCUGAAAUGUCUGGACCACAAAACCAAUGAACUCGUAGCCAUCAAGAUGAUUCGCAAUAAGAAAAGGUUUCACCACCAGGCUCUGGUGGAGCUGAAGAUCCUGGAUGUGAUCAAGCGGAAAGACAAGGACAACCUCCACAACGUCAUCCACAUGAAGGAGUACUUUUACUUCCGAAACCACCUCUGCAUCUCCUUUGAGCUCCUCGGGGUGAACUUGUAUGAGCUCAUCAAAAAAAACAACUUCCAGGGCUUCAGUCUCGCCCUCAUCCGCCGCUUUGCCCACGCUCUGCUCAGGUGCCUGCAGAUGCUGCACAGGGAGAAGAUUAUCCACUGUGACCUCAAACCGGAGAACAUUCUUCUUUCACAGAGAGGACCAGGGAACAUCAAGGUCGUGGACUUUGGCUCGAGCUGUUAUGAACAACAGAGAGUCUACACCUACAUCCAGAGCCGCUUCUACCGCUCCCCAGAGGUGAUCCUGGGUCACCCGUACAGCAUGGCCAUCGACAUGUGGAGCCUGGGCUGCAUCCUCGCGGAGCUCUACACAGGCUAUCCCCUCUUUCCUGGAGAGAGCGAAGUGGAGCAGAUAGCUUGCAUAAUGGAGGUUCUCGGGAUGCCUCCAAAUGAUUUUGUUCAGUCGGCGUCGAGGAGGAGGUUGUUCUUCGAUUCCAAAGGAAACCCGAGGAACAUCACCAACAGCAAGGGGAAGAAGCGGAGGCCGAACUCCAAGGAGCUGUCGGCUGCUUUGAAAACCAAUGAUGCUCUGUUCCUGGACUUCAUCAAACGCUGCCUCACUUGGGAUCCGACCAAGCGACUGAGUCCUGACGAGGGUUUGCAGCACGAGUGGAUCCUGGAGGGGAACUUCAACAGAGUGCGGCCGAGAACCAGGCCGGUGGUGAAGAAGACCUCAGACAGUUCCACCAGCACAGACAGACAGACUAACAGCAGGCCUGCGGAGAAGGUCAGCUCUGAGAGCAGCACUAACGACAAGCUGAAGAGAGACAGCUCGGAAACAGGAACAAACACGGCACCUGCCGAGCGGCUGCGGCCCAUCGGGGCCUCGGCGGAGGAGGAGGUGUGCGAAGGCGACGGGAAACUCUCCACGGACACCAAACAGCAAGGAGGUGGUGAAAGGCCCGUUCACAUCUUCAUCAAACCGCAGGAGGAAGUGGGCACGGAGAGAAAAGACAGCCAGGAACCAUCUCAGUGUUUGCCACCUAUCAUGUAACAGUCUGAGGGGAAAUGUGCUGCGUUCAUGACAAGUGGGAACUGGGGACAUUCGCACUCCUCCCACUUCCCACCUGAGUGAGGGCAGUGGCAGUGAACGGACAGCUGAGAGAAAGUUGCAUUUGUUUGACCCUGCACACAGAGAAUGUUAAAGAUCCUCCACGUUGCUGCUGCAUCUACAUGAAGUCGAAAAGCAACGUGUGAGAGAAGUCAGACUUCCUGAGUUUCAGGUGGAAAAAGCUGCUCGAACCCAAGUUUCCUCCGAGUUCCCACCUGCCAUGAACAAAACCCUGAUGUGUGGUGGCGACGCGCUCAUCGUCAGCACAGAUCUUCUUUUUAUUGCCGUCUUAGUGGAUUAUUUCGAUCCUGUGAAACUUUGAGUUUGUGUGACUGUGACGUCAAUCAACCAUUUUUUUAUAUAAGGGAGUGAAGCUGUUGAUGGAAUGUGUGACAGUGGAGACGUCCGUGUCCUCGAUGAGUUCAGAUCGAAUGGUUCUAUAUCUUCAUCGUUGUCUCCGCUGUCACUGUCUCCUGUGUUAUUUAUUGAACCCAAUCUUUGCUGUGCAUUGACAUCUCAUUUUUCUAGAGCGCUCGUACCUCCAACAACAGUCAAUUCAAUCAAGCUGCACCAAACUUCACACACUAAUAGAUAUCAGUCUCUUAAUUAUGCCGGAUUGUAGUCAUCCAGAGCCCUGAAUUAUUCCCUGGGAAAUGGGUGAAAAUGUCAAAAAAACAACAUCAAAUGCAAUGCAACAGUAAUAUUCCUGGAUCACAUCCUUCCACCCAGUGGUUUUAACCCUGCUGACAGACAAACAAAGUGCAAAUCUGUUUUUGCUUUUUUUUUCUUUGCAUUUAAACAUUUUCGCUUCACUUCAAAAACAACACUUUCGUGAGGGUAAAAGAUUUGAAGGAUUUUGUGCAAUAAAGGCUGAGCCAAAAAAAAAUCUUAAUUUUUUUUAAUCAUGUUGACAGAGAAGUAAUUAUCAUGUACUUUGUAAUUGUAGAUUGCAGUUGAUUACCUAGUGAUUAUUGUUUUAUUUAUUAUGAAAUAUGUUCGAUCCUAUGUUUAAUAUUUGUGCAACAAUUUAAUUGACGGUCAUAAAGUAUGUAUUUGUAAUAGAAUGUGUUGUACAUAUUUCUGUUCUUUCUUAUGUAUGUGUAAUACAGGACUUAUUUAAGAAAAAUAUUUAAGAUAUUUGUGGAGGGUUUAGACAAGGUUUUACUUGUUGUGUUGUUACUGUAUGGAAACAUUUUGUCCGUGUUAUUCAGGAUAUUUUUUAUAUUAGAAACAAAAAAGACAAUCCUACUAUUGAUAGUUUGUGCCUUGCAGUAUUAGAAAUCUUGCACUUAAUAUCGUGUGUGAGAACACCUGGAUAGAAACUGGAUUCUCACUGUCAGACAUGUAGACAGAGUUGCCAGGAUCCCUUUUAUUUGACAAAAUCAUGUCUCUGCUCAUGUUACGGGACAUUUACCGUCUUUUUAUUCAUGUCUUUAGUCGCCAACAGAGAUCAAAGUUAAAUUGAAGAUAGACCCCGUGCCCUCAUUAUCGAUUAGCUAAGCAACCAAGAGAUCCAGAGAGGAAGGACUGUAGCUGGGGAAAAAAGUCAAGAACAGUAAUUUUUAUGUCUUUUAUGAGUAAAUAAAAAACUAUUUCAAAGAA